AUGUCUGCGGUCCCGACAGAGAUCAUUGCGGCACGAUUUCUACUGGAAGCCUUGGAGGACCUAGACACAAGCCUGCGGAAACUACACUCGAGGCUAUUCGUAGUACGAGGCCAGCCCACAGAUGUCUUUCCAAGACUUUUCAAGGAGUGGAAUGUCACCCGGCUGACCUUCGAGUACGACUCAGAGCCCUAUGGGACGGAGCGCGACACCAACAUCCUGAAGAUGGCGCAGGACUUUGGCGUGGAGACCCGCGUCAGAAAUUCCCACACACUCUACAAACUGGCCAGGAUCAUUGAGAUGAACAACGACAUGCCCCCGCUGACCUUCAAGCGUUUCCAGGCCAUCGUCCAGCGGCUGGAGCUGCCCAAGAAGCCCCUCCCCACUGUCACCCGACAACAGAUGGACUGCUGCCAGACAGGUAUCGCGGCCAGUUACGAUGAGCGUUACAGAGUGCCCUCCCUCGAUGAACUAGGUUUUAAGAAUCACGGCUUGGGUCCUGCUGCGUGGAGGGGCGGGGAGACUGAGGCACUGGAGAGACUGAACAAUCAUAUGGACAAAAAG
Salvelinus namaycush (lake trout) is the source of this 561-nucleotide messenger RNA. Its product is annotated as cryptochrome-2-like. The annotation marks the transcript as partial. Gene Ontology annotation, cellular component: nucleus; cytoplasm. The transcript has 5 exons. The record is from RefSeq and is a predicted model, not a curated record. Gene Ontology annotation, biological process: entrainment of circadian clock by photoperiod; negative regulation of DNA-templated transcription; circadian regulation of gene expression. NCBI's taxonomy places the organism in Eukaryota, Metazoa, Chordata, Actinopteri, Salmoniformes, Salmonidae. Gene Ontology annotation, molecular function: DNA binding; FAD binding.